AUGUCUACAUCACCUGUAUCACCGCGUUUUGUGAUGACUUGCACGGACGAAGGCGCUGAAGUCACUCUUGUCAGUACGGAUCAAAUCCAUUUCAAAGUACACUCGUAUCUGCUGAAAACACACUCCUCUGUAUUGCGAGAUAUGCUUAUUGAUCCAGGUCUGAAGCCUACAGCAAUCUCCCUCGAAGUACCUAGUGGCGAUCUGAAAUUAUUCCUUGAUUUAAUGCAUCAGAGCGAGCCGGAUAUGAGCAACAAUUGGCCUCAAUGCAAGCGUGUCAUCGACCUCUGCUUGUUGUACGAUUGCAAGAUAGUCCUAGAAAGAUUGCGUUUUCGGUUGAAACCCCUAGCUCAUCAAGCACCUUGGGAGAUCUUCUGUAUGGCCUCACAGUGCGAGGACGUCAGCCUGGCGAGAAAAGCACUGAAAUCAAUGGGAAAUGACGAAGAACAUAGAACACUUGUUCUCACCAGCCUCUCUCUGAAAGAUGCCACUCGGCCCUCGCUUCCUUUUCUUCUAGGAUUGAUCGUGCAGCUACACCAAAAAUGCGAAAUCAGAAUGCGAUACCAAAUUGGGCUGGGAACUUUCCAGGGAGUUGAUUGGAACACUAUAGGUAGAGCGUUUGAACCUAUCACCUGA
Kwoniella botswanensis is the source of this 633-nucleotide messenger RNA. RefSeq lists its product as uncharacterized. Lineage: Eukaryota; Fungi; Basidiomycota; Tremellomycetes; Tremellales; Cryptococcaceae. The record is from RefSeq and is a predicted model, not a curated record. Bases 1 to 633 code for a protein of 210 amino acids. The transcript is spliced from 2 exons. Gene Ontology annotation, molecular function: protein binding.